UGUUUAGCAGCAUUCACCUACUCACUGUAUGCAGUGGAAACCCAGAGUUGAAGGAGUAUUCUGUGCUGUAUAUCUUCAGGACCAUGUCCCAUAACGGCGAGAUGGAACCCCCACCCCGAGACGCUGAGUUGUACCCCCGGGCCGGACGCAGCACCUUCCUUCGUAUAAAGCUCGACGUCCUCUACAAUAACAUCUCUAUUCUCAAGCAACGAUGUUCGCAGCAUACAGACAUCAUAGCAGUGGUGAAAGCCAACGCCUACGGUCAUGGCAGUGUGGAGAUAUCCAGGUAUCUGGAGUCCCGGGGGGUCGGGCACUUCGCCGUCGCCACCCCAGAGGAAGGCGCUCAGCUCAGGCAGGCAGGGAUACAGGGACACAUACUGAUUUUAGGUAACGCCGUCCAGGAGGACAUCCCGACAUUGGUGAAGUAUGAGCUGACACCGACAGUGACAGAACUGAAAUUCCUCCAGGCAUGGUCUAAGGCCGUCACAAAAGACUCUAACAACAGCACCGAUAACGACAUCAACAGUAGUAACAAUUCAGAGGAGAGGGUUCCAGACUAA
This is a messenger RNA of Haliotis rubra (blacklip abalone), 560 nucleotides long. RefSeq names its product alanine racemase 1-like. The transcript has 4 exons. Bases 84 to 560 code for a protein of 158 amino acids. Gene Ontology annotation, biological process: D-alanine biosynthetic process. Gene Ontology annotation, molecular function: alanine racemase activity; pyridoxal phosphate binding. The record is from RefSeq and is a predicted model, not a curated record. Gene Ontology annotation, cellular component: cytosol. NCBI's taxonomy places the organism in Eukaryota, Metazoa, Mollusca, Gastropoda, Lepetellida, Haliotidae.